AGUCACUGUCUAAAUAUUGAGACAGGGAUGAUGUGCUCCUCUCAGCACACAUUCAGGUGCUUCACACCUUAUAGUCUUUCCAGUCCAUAUAGGCCUAGACAUGAGCCCCUCUCAAGAUUAGUUUGUUAAACGUGGUAUGAGUUACCGAUUCUGCUAUUUUUGGCGACAAUGCAGUUACUGUUAUUCGCAGUUGUUUUUCUUUUCUUCAACGACUUAAGCGGAGCAGACAAGUGCGCGUCCUCGUGUGAUGUGAGCUCGUGUCCGAGUCCCAGCUGUCCGGGGGUCUAUGUCCCAGACCGGUGUAACUGCUGCCUGGUGUGCUCCCCGGGAGAGGGGGACCCCUGCGGCCGGAAAAACGACCUGCCCUGCGGAGCCGGGCUGGAGUGCAGGCGGCUGAGCGCGGGGAGACGGCGGGGCUCCAGAGGAACAUGCACGUGUCGGAGCCACCAUCCAGUGUGCGCCAGUGACGGCAAAACUUACCCCAAUGUGUGCAAGAUGAGAGCGGCCAACCGGAAAGCCCAGCACAGAGGCAGAACGGAAGUCAAACUGAAGCACAAAGGAGCCUGUGGCAGCCUGAGCUCAGGUGGGACAACGCCAGGUCCCAAACCACAAGAACAUCCCAGCAGUCCUCGCUUCAAGUUCAAUUUUAUUGCUGAUGUUGUGGAGCGGAUAGCCCCUGCAGUGGUUCACAUUGAACUUUUUGUGAGACACCCUUUGUUUGGCCGCCACAUGCGUCUGUCCAGUGGCUCUGGGUUCAUUGUGACUCACGCUGGUGUGAUUGUCACUAAUGCUCACGUUGUGACCACAUCCAGCUCCUCAGUGACCGGCCGACCACAGCUGCGCGUUCAACUUCACGAUGGAGACACUUAUGAAGCUGUGCUCAGAGAUGUGGACAAGAAGACGGACAUAGCCACAAUCAAGAUUACUCCCCAAAAGAAGCUCCCUGUUCUCUCUUUGGGUCCCUCCUCAGACCUUAGACCAGGGGAGUUUGUGGUUGCCAUCGGCAGCCCCUUCGCUCUCCAGAACACGGUGACAACGGGCAUCAUCAGCACCGCCCAGAGAGACGGGAAGGAGCUGGGCAUUAAGGAUUCAGACAUGGACUAUAUCCAGACAGACGCCAUCAUCAAUUAUGGAAAUUCAGGAGGGCCCCUUGUGAAUUUGGACGGAGAAGUGAUCGGCAUAAACACGCUGAAAGUCACUGCUGGGAUCUCCUUUGCUAUUCCCUCAGACCGGAUCAGCCGCUUCCUCACCGAGUCUCACAUCAAACACAAGAAGAGUCGAGGGUCAAAGGUCAUCAGGAAAAAAGAAAAGUUAAGACUGCAACGAUUUACGAGCGAACCACAGUCUGAUGAAGACACCUCACAUGUAAAAAGGAGAUUUCUAGGGAUCAGGAUGCUCACAAUUACAGAUGAUCUAGUCGCUGAGUUACAACACUUGAACCCUCAUUUUCCUCUGGUCAGUCAUGGAGUUCUAGUGCAACAGGUUCUUCCUAACUCUCCAGCUGAGAGUGGAGGGCUGAAGGACGGGGAUAUAAUCAUCAAAUUAAACGGACAACCAGUCUGGAGCAUCGACGACAUCUGGCAGGCUUUACAAGGUCAUCACGCCCUCCUGUUUGAGAUUCUGCGAGGCCAUGAGACGCUUCUCUUCCACAUCGACCCACAACAGUGAAUCAAAAUGAACUUUCACUUCAACUAUACCCUUUGAAAAUAUUUUAUACGUUUGAAGAGGUAAGCCUGAAUCAAGAUUGGGUUUAAACAUAAAUUAGAAGAAAUGUAAUUACCUCACAAGGACUAGACGAACUUCUACUUAAAAGGGCUACAUCCGACCAGUGGAACAUCAAGCACACAUUUAGCAUAUAGACCUUACAUGAUAAAAUAUAUUCAGACAUGAUGUAAAUUUCUCUUUUGCUCUAAGUAUGAUUUGCAUUGCAGAGCUACACAAUAUUAUACUGUUAUUUAAAUUCUGUAAAUAAGCAUUUCAUGUGAUCCAAUGCAGUGUUAUCAUAGCAAUAAUAACAAAUGUGCUACUCUUUGUCAAGCACGAUUGUAUAAAACAAGUUUACUCACAAGCUGCACACUUAUAAUUACAGAUACUAAAUAAUAAAGUGUUUGAUAAUUCCCUUGUCCAUAAAUGGAGUCUCCUGAGUGUUGGUGUGAGAGCAUGUGAGCAGCAGAUGCAGCACAGACACAAAACCUCAGUGCUGUGUUUAUGUCCUGUCCAUAGUUCCUCUCUGCUCUGACAGAUGUGCUGCUAAUUCAAACAAACCUCCCACUAAAACACAGGCUCGUACUGGAAAAUCAUGUCUUUUGACUCCUGUUUUGCUCUCUGAAAGACCCCUACAUUUAA
This is a messenger RNA of Periophthalmus magnuspinnatus, 2346 nucleotides long. RefSeq names its product HtrA serine peptidase 3a (gene htra3a). The coding region runs from base 169 to 1668 and encodes 499 amino acids. The record is from RefSeq and is a predicted model, not a curated record. The transcript is spliced from 10 exons. Gene Ontology annotation, cellular component: extracellular region. Lineage: Eukaryota; Metazoa; Chordata; Actinopteri; Gobiiformes; Gobiidae. Gene Ontology annotation, biological process: proteolysis. Gene Ontology annotation, molecular function: serine-type endopeptidase activity; protein binding.